AUGAAGCCAAGCGUAGGCGCCGUUAUUCGCAUACUCCUCUUCGCAUUUCUUUCUAUCGCCUUACAUGUACAGGCCAACAAACGUUCAUGGUCAACGGAAAAGGCACGUAGCCACGCCAAUUACAAGCCCAUAGGCCGUGGCCUACCGGAUAUUAGUGAGGAGGAUAAGAAGGCCAUAGCAGAUUUUAAGAAACUCGCUAAGCCUGCCAAAACAGUUAACGCUCUCGGUUCUAACAACAUGUAUUAUCCCUGGAUUCCAACCGUUUCGGAUUUGAACGCUGCUAUUCCAUUCUAA
This is a messenger RNA of Babesia bigemina, 294 nucleotides long. RefSeq lists its product as hypothetical. The transcript has a single exon. The coding region runs from base 1 to 294 and encodes 97 amino acids. NCBI's taxonomy places the organism in Eukaryota, Apicomplexa, Aconoidasida, Piroplasmida, Babesiidae. The record is from RefSeq and is a predicted model, not a curated record.